This is a messenger RNA of Pipistrellus nathusii (Nathusius's pipistrelle), 612 nucleotides long. The record is from the annotation of a GenBank genome assembly. NCBI's taxonomy places the organism in Eukaryota, Metazoa, Chordata, Mammalia, Chiroptera, Vespertilionidae.
AUGGUCUCCACCUACCGGGUGGCCGUGCUGGGGGCGCGAGGCGUGGGCAAGAGUGCCAUCGUGCGCCAGUUCCUGUACAACGAGUUCAGCGAGGUCUGUGUGCCCACCACCACCCGCCGCCUCUACCUGCCUGCUGUCGUCAUGAACGGCCACGUGCACGACCUCCAGAUCCUCGACUUCCCGCCCAUCAGCGCCUUCCCUGUCAACACGCUGCAGGAGUGGGCAGACGCCUGCUGCAGGGGACUCCGGAGCGUCCACGCCUACAUCCUGGUCUACGACAUCUGCUGCUUUGACAGUUUUGAGUACGUCAAGACCAUCCGCCAGCAGAUCCUAGAGACGAGGGUGAUCGGCACCUCGGAGACGCCCAUCAUCAUCGUGGGCAACAAGCGGGACCUGCAGCGCGGCCGCGUGAUCCCGCGCUGGAACGUGUCGCACCUGGUGCGCAAGACCUGGAAGUGCGGCUACGUGGAGUGCUCGGCCAAGUACAACUGGCACAUCCUGCUGCUCUUCAGCGAGCUGCUCAAGAGCGUCGGCUGCGCCCGCUGCAAGCACGUGCACGCCGCGCUGCGCUUCCAGGGCGCGCUGCGCCGCAACCGCUGCGCCGUCAUGUGA